GACCGCGUUCCCGACCGGACUCAUUUCAGGGUUACAACAGAUUCAGAAUUUCUGCGACGGUGUAGACAUUUCAUCUCCAGAUCAAACUAAGAUAAUGGCGAAUAACGAAAGUGAAUUAAAAGAAAUUAUCAGAAAAGGGCGCGCUGUUGCUGCAACCCUUGGAAAGAUAUGCGACCGCACACAGUUGGGUGCCGUCGUUAAAAAAGGCCAAACUUCAAAACUGGACAUGGACCUGGAUCACAAUGUCAAACAAGGGCAAACUAUAAUUCAGAACCGUAACAGUGAAAGUUCUGUAAAUGAUCUGAAUCGUGCUCUAACUGAAUCCGUAGAACUGUUUGGACGGCCAAACCAAAAUGGUCCAAAGGCAAAGAAAAAAAGGAUCCAGUCCAGCUUCAAAGUCAAAUGUCCACAAAAAGCAAAGCCUUCUACUACACAUGGAGUCAAAUCAAGGCCAUGUCCAAGGCCAUGUCCAAAGCCAUGUCCAAAGCCAGCAGAAUGUUAUCUAGACCAGGCUCCAGCCCAGGCUCCAGAUCAUGGUUCUCUUGUAGAUGAGUUGCAAGAGCUUCUGUCAGCUGCUAGUUCUAACCUCCACUUUGAGGGAACCCCACAUUCAACAUCACUGCAUUGGGGCGCAAGGACAGCAGCUUCUUCUGAGAGAUGGAGGGAGGCUAGACCAUCUUUAAUCAGCAACAGGCUUGCAACAGAGCAUAUUAAGGAACAGCUGUGUUUGGAGUGCAAGAAGAAUGUGGCAGUUGUCAAGUGCAAAGACUGUUUGCCUAAGCAGUAUACCUGCAUUGACUGUGACACUGCAAUACAUCGUACACAAGUGUUCCACAACAGAACCACCAUGAUUUUCGGGUUCCACAAGGCUGUACCUCCCACCACAGUGGUGAAGCAGGACUCUGAUGGGCAAUACUUUCACCAUCAUGAAGAUCGCCUAUUACCAAUGGCACUACCUAAUUCCAUAUGCAGUUGUGGAGAAGAAAAGUACAGCGUUGGAAUAGGGAGGUCUAUUACUGUAAUCAACAUGAAGGGACAGUUGUAG
This is a messenger RNA of Paramisgurnus dabryanus, 1045 nucleotides long. Lineage: Eukaryota; Metazoa; Chordata; Actinopteri; Cypriniformes; Cobitidae. The record is from RefSeq and is a predicted model, not a curated record.